AUGGAAGGUGAAAUUGAGACAUUCAUUAAGGUAUGGCUUACAUCUACAAUAUGUCUAUGUUAUUGUUACUUCAUAUCUUCCAAAAUCCCAAAAGGCUUUUUAAGGUUUCUCUCUAUAUCUCCAAUUCUCUACCUCUUCAUCACCCUUCCUUUAAACCUCUCUUCCUUUCACCUUGGUGGCCCCACAAUCUUCUUCCUUGUUUGGCUUUCAUCUUUCAAACUCAUUCUAUUCUCCUUCAAUCAACCUCCUCUUUUCCCUCUCCCAAACACAGUCUUCCAUUUCAUUUCCAUUGCAUCACUCCCCAUUCACCCACAACAAAACCCAACAACAACUUUAUCACCUAAAAAACCGGGUUUGCCCCUUGUUUUUUUCAAGGUAGUUAUAUUGGUAGCAAUCAUAUGUUGCUAUGAAUAUAGAGAACACAUGCACCCUCAUUUGAUUUUAAUCCUCUAUUGCUGCCACAUGUACCUCGGUAUAGAGCUCGUCCUAGCACUUUCUGCUGCACCGGUUCGAACCGUGUUUGGGUUCGAAAUCGAACCACAAUUCAACGAACCUUAUUUAUCAACAUCGCUUCAAGAUUUCUGGGGUCGUAGGUGGAACCUCACGGUAACGCGUACGCUACGCCCUACCGUAUACAAUCCCGUCCGCCACGUUGUUUCAUCUUAUGUCGGCACAAUGUAUGCGACUUCUAUUGCCACGCUGGCAACUUUUGUUGUGUCGGGUUUAAUGCACGAGGUUAUUUAUUAUUAUCUUGCACGUGCGUAUCCCACGUGGGAAGUCACGUGGUUUUUUGUGCUUCAUGGUGUUUGUACUUCUGUUGAGGUUGCGGUUAAGAAGAUUGUUCUCCGCCGUGGGUGGAGGUUGCACCGUGCCGUGUCGGGUUUGAUUACGGUGGCGUUUUUGGCGGUUACGGGGAAUUGGUUGUUUUUCCCUCAGUUGAUUAGGAAUGGUGUUGAUAGGAAGGGUAUUAGAGAAUAUGAAGUUAUUAUGGAUUUUGUGAAAGAUAAGUUACGUGCAAUUACAUUUGUUUAG
Messenger RNA from Lathyrus sativus (Indian pea), 1032 nucleotides. The record is from the annotation of a GenBank genome assembly. NCBI's taxonomy places the organism in Eukaryota, Viridiplantae, Streptophyta, Magnoliopsida, Fabales, Fabaceae.